GCGCGCGCGGCCGGAAGCGGGCCGCCCGCGCCAGUGGCGGUGGCCGCGGCGGGGAUGGGCGAUGUGGCGGCUGGGUGCCACCUGGGCGCGGCCCGCGGCGCUGCGCGGGGCCCGGCCGCGGCGGGGAGCGACGAUUGGAGUCCCCGGAGCCGCCUGCGCGGGCGGAGUGGCCGCGAGCUCCUCGGCGACCGGCCUGGCGCUGCGCUCCCGGCCCGGCCCCAGCGGCGCUGGCGGCUAUAAACAUCUGAUAAAAGAAGAUGAUAGAAAGACGGUUAUAUGUAUCGAGGGGAACAUUGCAAGUGGCAAAACAACAUGCCUGGAUUACUUUGCACAGACCACCAGCAUUGAGGUUUUGACAGAACCAGUGGCUAAGUGGAGGAAUGUCCGUGGUCACAACAUCCUGGGCUUAAUGUACCAAGAUGCUUCAAGAUGGGGGAUAACUCUGCAGACUUACAUCCAGCUUACAAUGCUGGAGCAGCAUACCAAGCCAAUGAUUUCCCCUGUGAGAAUGAUGGAGAGAUCAAUCCACAGUGCAAAGUACAUUUUUGUAGAGAACCUGUACCGCAGUGGGAAGAUGCCAGAGGUGGAUUAUGUUGUCCUGAGUGAAUGGUUUGACUGGAUCCAGAAGAACACUGAUGUUUCAGUUGAUUUGAUCGUUUAUCUGCAGACUUCUCCUGAAGUUUGUUAUGAGAGGUUAAAGAGAAGAUGCAGAGAAGAGGAAAAGAUCAUUCCUCUGGAGUAUUUAGAAGCUAUCCAUCAGCUCUAUGAAGAGUGGCUCAUCAAACACACACUGUUUGAAGUUUCCUGCCCAGUGCUUGUCAUUGGAGCUGACCACGACAUGCAGAAAAUGAUAGAGAAGUACGAAGAAAACAGGGACCAAAUCCUCAACCCAUCAAACAGACACCACCAGUUAUAGGAGUCUGCCACUGCUGCAUUUUAAACACAUCAAGUCUGAUCUGGGGGCAAUUUGGGGUAUUUAUAAUAUUUCUAAAUAUUAGUUGGUGGUGGUUUUUGGGGUUUUCUUCAGUAUGCUUUGUAGAAUGUUGUGAACUUGCUGCUCUGAGAUGUUCAGACACAAAUCCUAAGCAGAGUAGAAAUCAAAUCCCUUUCCUGUGUUUAGGUUCUCUGCCAGCUUUACUGUGUCAGUUUUAGCCAGAUAAAGUGUGGCUUUUUCCUCUCAUUUCCAACUUUGUUGCUUCCUCUGAAGUAACCUAAGUUUCUUCUUAAGUUUUUUUUCUCCAAAGACAACCCCAUUUUUGUAUUUUGAAAGAAUCAGUUCCAGCAGAGCCUGAAGGGGUGUGAGCCACCCUCUCCAGUUUGGUGUUAGCAGCAGAAUAUAAAGGAAUCAUUUUACAUGACAGAUGUGCUGGACACAGAGCACCUUUCUUUGGUGGUUUGCUGUUCCUUGUGUAGUUUUUCAUUUAGAGGCAGGGUGGGGGGUAUUUAAUAUUAGAGAAUGGAACCAACCUAAACAGGUUGUUUGUUUUGUGUCAUAAAUGUGAAAUGCUUGCAGUCUGCUCUAGACAUGUAGAUAAAAAGUACUGUAGUCAUCAUAAAUAGCUGGGUUUAAGCCUGGAAUUUAUUUGCUUCUGAUUCUUGAUUUAAACCACAGAAUUUUAAUAACCCCCACAGGGGGAAAAACCAGCUCAGAAAACCCCAAAUGGUUAGGAAGAACAGAAAGGUACCUGAAAGAAGAUGAAGGAGGUUGUGUUGACCUAGCCAACAGUUAGACCCCUUCACAGCUGCUUGCUUCCUUCUUCCUCAGCAGAGCAGGGGAGAACAUGAAGAGCAAAAUUAAAGACUCUUUUUGGGUUAAGAUAGAGGAAGUGUGAAGGAAAGAAGGGAAGAAAAACCCCAAUGGCAGGAGCUGAUCACGUCCCCCAGGCAGACUGAUC
Molecule: messenger RNA, 1895 nt
Organism: Dryobates pubescens (Downy woodpecker)
Lineage: Eukaryota; Metazoa; Chordata; Aves; Piciformes; Picidae
Gene: TK2
Product: thymidine kinase 2
Exons: 10
Coding region: 62-916 (284 amino acids)
Biological process (GO): nucleobase-containing compound metabolic process
Cellular component (GO): mitochondrion; cytoplasm
Molecular function (GO): ATP binding; deoxynucleoside kinase activity
Source: RefSeq, a predicted model, not a curated record